Messenger RNA from Penicillium argentinense, 1185 nucleotides. RefSeq lists its product as uncharacterized. The record is from RefSeq and is a predicted model, not a curated record. The transcript is spliced from 2 exons. Lineage: Eukaryota; Fungi; Ascomycota; Eurotiomycetes; Eurotiales; Aspergillaceae. Bases 1 to 1185 code for a protein of 394 amino acids.
AUGGGCCCUUCGCGCCUUUCCUGGCUGGCUUAUGGCCUUGCCUCUGCCCUCUUGGGCCAGGUCGCCUCGGCCACUCAAGCCACUCAACUAGAGCCUAUUGAUAUCCUUGGGAACGCGCCAGGCCGUUUGGUCGUUCGUGACAAUGACUACACUAAGUUGGAUCUUCUCAGCACGGAGACCUUCCUGUGGGGCGGUUUGAGUGGAAAGGGCAAAUACGCCCUCGGCAACUUCACGGCUUACAUGCCAGGCAAGCACGAGAACAUUAUCGCCAUGGAGAAGUUCUACCCUUGGCUCAAGUCAACCGAGUGCACUAAGGACAGCCUGACUAUGCACUUUGAGGAUGAGGAGGCUUACCGCUAUGGUGCCAAAGCCUGGAAGUGGGUUAACGAUGCAGAGGAUCACACCUUCGUGCUUGUUGCCGGAAGGGGCCACUGCCAGUGGAAUGAGGACCGUCUGCCUUUCACUAUCACCGAUGUCGAAUUCGAUGACUGCGCGAACACUAUCAAGGCCAUUGGUAAAGCUACUGACUGGCCUAAGGCAACUCAUACAUAUGAGCUCUUUGUUGGCGGUCGUCCUGCCUCGAAAAAGCGCGAUUAUGAUGAUUCCUACUCAUUCGAUAUCAGUCAGGAGUUACCGCUUAACAAAGCGGCAUUCACUUACGACGGUGUCCAGCUUGAGUACACUUGCGAUGGCUGUGGCACGAGCGGAGAGUUUGAAUUCGCCUUCCAUAUGAAAACCGAGUACAUGAUCCCGGUUGACGUGGAACUUGCUGUUUCUCCUCGUGAAGUUGAAGCAAAGUUUGAGCCGCAGCUGAAACUAAGUGCCCAGAUGGGCAAGGUCGAAAUGGAGAGAUCUCUCGGAUCAAUCCCUAUUGCUGGUGUCUCUAUUGCUGGAGGCAUUCUCGACCUCGGCCCUAGAAUUGAAUUUAGUCUCGCGACCGAAAUUGAGCUUAAGGGAAGUGCUGCAAUUUCAGGAGGUGGCACUGCUAGUUUGGAAGAUUCCGCCCAGUUGACACUCGACUUGCUGGAUGCUGGCGUUGCUUCAAGUGGUUGGUCGCCGCAGUUCACUCCGAAGCCGUUGACCUUCGACGCGGCUCUGGAAGGCUCUUUGAAAGUUGGCCUCAAAACCAGCGUUGGGCUGGAAGUGUCAGCUCUUAGUAAGACUACUUUUGAUAUGGUCUCCUGA